Schizophyllum commune H4-8 is the source of this 3006-nucleotide messenger RNA. RefSeq lists its product as uncharacterized. The coding region runs from base 104 to 2725 and encodes 873 amino acids. Gene Ontology annotation, molecular function: DNA binding; zinc ion binding; DNA-binding transcription factor activity, RNA polymerase II-specific. NCBI's taxonomy places the organism in Eukaryota, Fungi, Basidiomycota, Agaricomycetes, Agaricales, Schizophyllaceae. The record is from RefSeq and is a predicted model, not a curated record. Gene Ontology annotation, biological process: regulation of DNA-templated transcription; DNA-templated transcription. The transcript is spliced from 14 exons.
GCCGCUGACCAACCAACAUUCCAAGUCCCCUCCCCGCGCCUGUCUGCUCCCAAAUAUUCCACAGCCUUUCUGGCUUUCUAUUUGGGUGACUCGCUAGUCAAGGAUGCCGGCAGAUACUUCAGGCGUCCAUGCCCGACGACAUUCAGUUCGCAAGUCCUCUGGCGACGACGAUCUCGAGGUUCGGCGGGCACGGGGCGAGCUCUCUUGUGCUGAGUGCAGACGACUGAAGCUCAAGUGCGACAAGAAAAUCCCGUGUGGCAGUUGUGUACGCAGAGGUUGUCCAUCGAUAUGCCCCAAUGGAAGCUUGUCUUCAGGCCAAGGCAUGAGCCGCUUCGUGCUCGCAGAUACCACCGAGCUCCAUGGCAAAAUACAAGAGAUGGGACAGCGCAUACGGCAACUGGAGGACGCUCUGGCGAUCUUCCAAGCCGGUGUUUCCAACGAGACACAUCCUCUCCUUCGCCCAGAACUACUCUCCAUUAAGUUUGGCCCAGAACGCCUCAUCGCACCCGAGCGAGAGAAGCCUCGCAGGGACCACUCUGUCGACUCAAUUGACGCCCUUGGCACCCUUACUAUAGGCGAACGCGGCGACGCAAAGUACUUUGGACGCUCCGCUGGCUCUGAAACUCUCUUCCUCGCCGGCGCAGAGCUUGAGCCACCUAUCGACGAAGACGACGACUACUCCCCCCUUGCGGCCGAAAUCGCCCGCCUCUCGUCCUCCUUCCCCUUCAAUGACGGCUUCGCCGUGACAGAGCGCACUCUCGAUCUUCUCUACACCUAUCUACCUGAACAACCUCGCGCCUGGACACUCUGCGAGACCUACUUGGAACACGCUGCUUGGUCUUUCCGCCCUCUCAAGCGGGAUGAGAUCAUAGACGAUCUGUUGACGCCUGUGUACAAGCUCAAGAAGCAAAGGGCAACAGACCCCACAGUCCCCCACAGCGUAUCGGCGCACAAGCUCGCUGUGCUAUACUGCCUCUUCGCCAUCGGCGCCCUAGUCGAUCUGACCCUACCUCCAUUUAACGCCGAGGCGCGUAAUUACCACCAUCUCGGCCGCGCCGCUCUUUCGUCCCGCUCUGUCUUCGACUCGCCGGAGAUCGCGACUGUGCAGGCCGUCCUGCUCAUGGCGAACUUCCACACCCUGGGUGGCAAGCGAUAUACAAUGGACAGCGCUUGGAGCCUGACAAGCUUGGCGUGCAAGCUAUCUCAAAGUCUUGGUCUACACCGUGAUCCUGCGCGAUGGCACAUGGAUCCGAAGACGGUUCAACGUAGACGCAACCUAUUUUGGGAGCUGUUUGCGCAUGAGCAUUUUUUGAGUCUGGCUCUCGGGCGACCAGCGGCCAUCCGCCUCUCGUAUUGUGACUGCGAGUUCCCCUACGACGACGAGCAGACGCUUGAUGAUAAGGGCCAACCUCGAAUAGGACAUCACCGCUGGAAAAUCGAGUUUGCGCGCGAUAUCCUCGCCGUGGUCACUGAGUCGGUCUUGACGGCCGACCCACCCAGCUAUGAAACUAUCUUAGACCUCGACCGCAAGGUUCGCGAGAAGGUGCUCCCCGAACAUCUAGAUGUUUUCUUGAGCCCACAUGACGAGCACUAUACGCCGUUCACCUUCAUGAAGGGCGGCUUGUUGUCACAAUAUAGGGCCAUCACCUUGUUGUACAUCCACCGUAGCUUCUUCGCGCAAGCUAUGCUCGACCACCCCGCCAACCCCCUUCGAAGCGCAUACGCGCCUUCCUUCCUUGCCGCAUAUCGCUGUGCGUCCAAGAUGAUCAAGACCAGUCUCAACCACUUCGAGCGCUUCCCGGAACUCUGCCUGAGAUGGUGGAAUGUUUGGACCCAUCUCUUCUCUGCAGCAAUAACCGUGGGGUGCAUCGUCACGCGCGCGCCGUCCUCGACCAUGGCGUCCAGCGCCUUCAUCGAGCUCGGUCUCGCCUGUGACAUGUUUGCGAAAGGUGCCGUGCACUCUCGUCGUGCUCGUAGUGGCUUCGCGGUCCUAUGCAAGCUACGACUCAAGGCAUUCAAGGCAUACUCGCAAUUCAUGUCCGGCGGCAAGCUGCCCAAGUCGGAAGAUACAAACUAUUGCGACGACGAGCUCGCCAUCUUUGGCGGCCACACGCGCGUCCUCGUUAGCAAGAUGAUGUCGAGGUGGCAAAUCGACAAGGCUGGUUGCAAUGGGAAGAGUCCCAAGCAACUCAAUGGCACCUCUCCGACAGCGAGCACCGACUCCGCACCGGCAAGCCCAAUGACCGAGGUGCAUCCCAGCCUCGUCGAGUACCUUUCGCUGCUGCCUCCAGGGUCGCAAGUCCCUAGCCCGCCUUCUGCGAGCGAGGGGCUCACAGACUCCGAAGCCGCGGCGAGGCAAUCAGCUUUCUCCUACGUGACUGGUCCUGCUCACAAGCCCACAACGCUGCCGAGCCUGACGCAGCAGUUCACUCCGGCGCUUUGCAAUGGGUGGACUGCUCCGUCGACUACGCUGAACGGCAACGGUGGAGUCUCUGCGUCGACCAACGGGACCACGACCCAGAUGCCGCCAGAUGCCAGUAUGUUCUUCGACAUGUACGGACAGUCGUUCCCAACAACGGAUGCCACAGCGCCGCUGCACGCGACCGAGGACGCGGGCUUAAUGGACCUCGGUAUGCUGAUCUCGGGAGAGAGCGCGAUCGACGAGCAGUGGAUGUCGUUCAUGCGCGACACGGUGUUGACGGACAAGAACUCGCGACAUGCGUAGGUGGUGUAGUGCAUAAUAUAAUAGCUUCGUAUUAGAGCGGAUCCGUUAGUAGUUAUUUAUCGUAGUACGAGCCGUGUAGUGUUGGCGCGUCCUCCCGCCUGCUUCUGUUUACGACCCCGUGUAGCAUACAUCUUGCAUUAUAGAGAGCUGGACGCGCUUCGCUCGCGUAUCGUAUGGACUUGGCUGACCUUCGCCUGGGUGUGAACUGCCGUCGGGCGUUCGCGGCGCGUAUCGCGCGCAAUUGUCUUUGGUAUUUGCGCAAUGGGUCACAUGAUCGCGCC